This is a messenger RNA of Musca vetustissima, 4086 nucleotides long. RefSeq names its product protein TANC2-like. The annotation marks the transcript as partial. The transcript has 3 exons. The record is from RefSeq and is a predicted model, not a curated record. Lineage: Eukaryota; Metazoa; Arthropoda; Insecta; Diptera; Muscidae. Gene Ontology annotation, molecular function: protein binding.
CAGCAUAAUCGUCAGGAUUCCAUAUCACCGGAAUAUCAUCGUUAUUCCAGUAUUGGUAAAUUACCCAAGGCCUCAACUGUAGCGGCGGUAAAUUCAAAUAAUACAAAACAUACCGUUACCGUUGAUAUUCAUAAUAACGGCAGCAGUGGAACCAACAACAACCAUCAUCACAGCCACACCGGUACCACAUCGUCCAUCAGUUCUACAGGCACCAAUAGCAGCAGUAACGGCGGUCAUCAUCAUGGUCACCAGCACAACAAUAACGGCAACUAUAGCGAAAUUCAUGCUUCAUCAUUUGCCACACCACCGACACGCCGUCGCUUUUUCAAUCACAAAAAUUUGCGCAAUGCCUUAACGAACGGUGUCAGCGGUGUGGUUGGACAUCGUCGAACCUCAUCGAAUGGCGGCAAUAGUAGUAAUAGUAGUGGCUGUCCCAUUGAUACAUCAUCCUCGAUAUUAUCCGAAGGAAGCGAUCAUUUGGGCAAUGAGGCGGAGAAACAAAAGGACCAGCUGCGAGCCCGUUUGGGUUUGCUACUUGACCACGAUCAAAAUGGCAAUGCCGCCAACAAUACGAAUACCACCACCAGCAGUAGUUCAUCGCACAAUAUUAGUCCCGAGCAGACUUUGGCCACGGGCAGCUCUGGCCUCUCGGUAGAUCAUUAUGGAGGCAGCCAGCUGUCGGUAUCCACUAAGGAUGAUACCUAUAGCUUGAGUGGUAAAAUGAAAGCUUGCUCUCUGACGGAUAGUAAUGGUUAUGAAAUAUUGCCCUUGAAACCCCGAAAAUCGGUGGCCAGACGUUCGGCACGAUCCACACAAAUGGCGGGAAAUGCGAACAACAACAAUAAAAGGAAUGCCAUUUAUAAAACCCCAUCGUUACAACAACAAUUACCACCUGCCAUACAAUUGCCGUUGAAGCCUUUGUUCUUUGAGGUACCUUUGCAGGAACCCGAUCCACCAUUCAUCGGAAGACAAUGGUUAAUAAGAGAAUUGGCAAAUACCCUGACAGCCACAGAGACCCCAGGCGUGUUAAUAAAUGGCAACCCUGGUACGGGUAAAACUGCAUUUAUUCUGCAAUUGGUGGAGUACUCCUGUUUCGGACGCCGUAAUGCUGCCGCGAACUCUGUGGAAAGUGAUCCGGAUGGUAUUUAUUAUCAAAUAAGCUCGGUGACCGAUCGCCUACGUUCCCUGGCCUCUUAUGUGGUGGGUUAUCAUUUCUGUCAGGCAGAUGCCAAUCUGACGUGUUUGGUACCGGAUUUUGUUCAUUCCCUGGCGGCGCAGUUAUGUCAAGCACCCCAAUUGGCGGCAUAUCGGGAGUAUCUGCUCAAUGAAACCCAUUUGCAGGAUAUACUCAGCGUCAAGGAGUGUAUUGCCGAUGCGGAAAGGGUUAUGCGCAUGGCCAUAUUGGAACCUUUGACAGUGUUGAAGAGAGCUGGAAAGAUCCCUGCCAAAACAUGCAUCAUCCUGGUGGAUGCUCUCUGUGAAGCGGAAUAUCAUCGUCCCGACCAUGGCCACACCAUUGCCACAUUUCUUGCCAAAAUGACCCAAUAUUUCCCCUCCUGGUUGAAGGUGGUGGCCACGGUGCGCACUCAAAUGUUGGAGUUCGUCAAGGGGUUGUCCUACACCAAAAUGACCCUGGACAGUUGGGCCUCCAAUGAUCUGCUGCAAAAAGAUAUGCUCGAUUAUAUCACCUUCCGUGUCAACAAUUCCGUGGAGAUUCAAAAAAAUGUAGCCGUCGUUAAGGAUCACAACACGGGACAAUUGAAAUUUAUUGGCCACCUGCAAUCCCUGACCAAGGGUUCGAUGCUGUAUGCCAAGCUUAUCCUGGAUCUCAUUGAAAAGGGCCAGCUGGUCAUUAAGUCCACGAGUUAUAAGGUCUUGCCUAUAUCACUGGCUCAGAUUUUCCUGCUGCAUUUCAAUCUACGUUUCCCAACUUCGUGUAGCUUUGAGAAGGCUGCUCCGAUACUUAAUGUAUGCCUGGCUGCCCUGUACCCCUUGACCCUGAAUGAGAUUUACUACACCGUUUGCGCCAUGAAAACCGAUGAAGUAAUGCCUUGGGAUGAAUUCCUGCAGAGGUUCAAGCUGCUCGACGGAUUCCUAAUCAAGCGGAUCGACAAUACCUAUAUGUUCUUCCACUCGUCCUUCCGGGAGUGGUUGAUACGCCGCGAUGAAGGUGAAUCGACGAAAUUCCUGUGUGAUUUCCGUUUGGGCCAUGCCGCAAUUGCAUUCCGUUUGUCAAGGCUCCAGCCGCCCCUGGAUGCGGAACAGACACUGGAACUAGGUCAUCAUAUGCUGAAGGCCCACAUUUACCGCAACAAUCAGGGUCCACAGUCGCCGCGUGAUAUGCAAUCGUAUUGGGUGUCGACCGUAUCGGAUAAUGUCUCCGCGGCCUUGGGUUCGCUGCGCAAUGUCUACAGCCCCAAUUUGAAGGUGUCACGCCUCAUACUCCUGGCCGGAGCUUCACCUCACUACCGCACCGAAUUUAUGGGAGAUGCCACAAUUCUUUGCAUUGCCGCUUAUGAGGGCAUAGUGCCCAUGGUAAGCCUCCUACUAGAAUUCGGAGCCGAUGUCGGCUUGACCAACAGUCAAGGUUGUACACCCCUCAUUCUGGCUGCCAUGCGGGGCCAUUGUGAUGUUGUACGCCUCCUAGUGGCUGCUGGCAGUAGUCUCGGUCAAUGUGAUACCACUCAGCGUUGUGCUUUGGUCCAGGCGGCCCGCAUGGGACGCCUAAAUGUUGUCAAAUAUUUACUGGCCUGUGAUUGGACACCACGGCCGAAUUCCAAUGAUGUCAACCUACCCACUGCCAUACAUCAAUCCCUAAUAGCAGCUGCCUCACAGGAUCACAUUACCAUUCUCGAAGAUCUGCUCGAUAUGGAGGAUAUCGAUGUCAAUGCCAUUGAACCAUGUUCGGGAGAAUUGGCUCUGACCUCGGCGGCUCGCAAUGGCUGUCUCAAUACCGUUGAAGUCCUAUUGACCCGCGGUGCCAACAUUGAUCUACAUAAUAAGCAAGGGUUCACCGCCCUCGGCCUCUCCGUCAAGGAAGGUCACUGGGCCGUGGCCGAAAAGCUGCUGCAAAGCGGUGCCGAUCUCGAUGAACCGGUCACCUCGGCCCGCAAGACUGCUCUAAUGAUUGCUGCCGAAGAGGGCCAUCUGGAAAUUCUUGAAAUGCUUAUUGAGCGGGGUGCCAACCUCGAGACCCAAGAUCAUGAAGGAUUCACCGCCCUCUCAUGGGCUUGCCUGAGAGGACGGCAAACAGCCGCCAAAAUCCUAAUCGACAAAGGGUGCAACAAAAAUCAUGCCGAUAAUAAUGGUCGCACCGGCCUCGAUUUAGCUGCCUAUCAAGGCUCUGCCCAUUUGGUGCAAUAUCUGAUGGAACAAGGUGCCAAUAUCGAACAUGUUGAUGUUAAUGGUAUGCGUCCGCUGGAUCGUGCCAUUGCCUGUCGUAACAUACAAGUGGUACAGGUAUUCUUACGUAAAGGUGCCAAACUGGGGCCUACCACCUGGAAUAUGGCCAUGGGUAAACCGGAAAUCUUGGUGGUUCUAUUGAAUAAAUUACUCGAAGAUGGUAAUGUUCUAUAUCGGAAAAAUCGUUUCCAUGAGGCGGCACAUCGUUAUCAAUAUGCUUUGAGGAAAAUCGCCAAUUUGGAAAGUCUUCUGGAGCGAAGUGCAAUAUUUGCCCAGCUGAGAACAAAUCUAUUGUUGAAUUUGUCGCGAUGCAAGAGGAAACUGAAUGAACUUGAUGAAUCAAUAGAUUUGGCCUCACAGGCUAUCGCACAAAAACCCAGCAGCUAUGAAGGCUAUUAUGCCCGGGCCAAGGCACGCAUGGAACAUGGUGAUCUGAAUGAAGCAUUGGCUGAUGCCAAUGAGGCCAUGCAAAAGGCAGCACAAAGUGGUGUUCUAAACGAAGUCAUCGAAGUGCUCAAACGUAUACAGGCUGAACUGCUGCAACGCAUUACAAACGAGGGACGUUCACAACAAACAUCCUCGUCCACUUCGUCUGGUUACGAAGUAAGCAAUGGCAGUGGUGCAACAGCUGGAGUAUACAAUGAGACGGGAGAAUCUCAUCAGCAUGAGAUAACGGAUUUAUAA